This is a messenger RNA of Rhineura floridana, 4272 nucleotides long. RefSeq names its product ubiquitin specific peptidase 43 (gene USP43). Bases 281 to 3736 code for a protein of 1151 amino acids. Gene Ontology annotation, biological process: protein deubiquitination. The record is from RefSeq and is a predicted model, not a curated record. NCBI's taxonomy places the organism in Eukaryota, Metazoa, Chordata, Lepidosauria, Squamata, Rhineuridae. The transcript has 15 exons. Gene Ontology annotation, molecular function: cysteine-type deubiquitinase activity.
UCCCCAGGCUCUCCCGAUCCGGCGGCGAACUAAGGAGGCGGGGAAAGCAACGUGCGCUUCGCCAUGGGGCAAGGCAAGAUGCCCGCCUGCCCCCUGCCAUGAGCCCGGCCCGCUCCCCUCCGCCUCUCUGCCCAGCCCAACCCUGCCCAGCCAGAAACAGCGGGGGGCGGGCGGAGAGGCUCGGAGCGCGCAGGGAGGCGGAGGGCGAGCCACACAGGUAGCCGAAGAGGUGGUGGCGGCGGCAGUUGGCGGAGGAAUCGAUCGCCGCAGCCUGGCCCCGAUGGGCGAGCUCGAGGCGGGGGAAAAGCUCGGCCCCGGUGCGCAGUCCUCUCCGGGAAGGACUCGGAGCUGCGAGCAGCAUCAUGCCGGAGCCGGGCGGCGGCGCCGAGCCGUGCGUGCUCUGAGCAGGCUGGCCCGGCGCCUCUUGCAAACUUUGCGGGGGGCGCGGCAGCAGCGGCGGCGGCAAAGCGCCGAGGCAGAGGACGACGAAGGCGGCUUUAAGCGCCCGCCCGGGCCCGAGCGCGAUCGUGGCCAAGCAGGUGGCGGCGGCGGCGCCCGGCUCUCAUGGGGCGCGCUGAGCCGGCUCCCGGCUGCCGGUUCCGGGGAUCCGCGCCCGCUCACUCCCGGCGCGCAGGGACUCAAGAACCACGGCAACACGUGUUUUCUGAACGCCGUGGUGCAGUGCCUCAGCCACACAGAAUUGCUCGCCGCCUUCCUCCUGCUUGCUUUCCCCGACCAACAAGAGCCACCCGGACCUGGAGCCGGAACCACCUCCGGAGAGGUCACCCAACACUUGGCAGCGCUUGUACGCGCGCUCUGGACCCUUGAGUAUACUCCGCAACUCUCCGCGGACUUCAAGAAUGUCGUUUCUAAAUAUGGCACACAGUUCCGUGGAAACUCGCAGCACGAUGCCCUGGAGUUCCUACUGUGGCUGCUGGAUCGCAUGCAUGAAGACUUGUGUUCUGUGUCUCUUAAUCAAAAACUGAAGGUGUCUGGAAAGCUUCCGCCUGGGCAGGAAGAGAGCUCUAGCAGUGGGAAUGCUCAGCCAGUUGUCCAGCCUCUCAAGUGUCAGAGCUUUGUGCAGAACCACUUCCAAGCACAAUACAGGUCCUCCUUGACUUGCCCUCACUGUCUAAAGCAGAGCAACACCUUUGACCCCUUCCUGUGCAUCUCAUUGCCCAUCCCCUUGCGCCAGACCAGGCCUUUGAAUGUCACUCUUGUCUUCCAAACCAAGAGCCAGCGAUUUGUGCGUGUAGGCCUGGCUGUGCCUCUCUUCAGCACUGUGGCAAAGUUGAGGGAAAUGGUGGCAGAGGAAGGCAAGAUUUCACCUGAUCAGGUGAUCCUGACCGAGCUGGGCCACUCAGGAUUCCGGUGCUCCUUCUCGGAUGAUGAGGAUCUGAACACUAUUGCAGAGGGUGACAGCAUCUACGCUUUCCAGGCUCCACUCUUCUUCAGCAGGACCAGCUCUUCCCGCCUCUCAGGUUGUCCCCACAGUCUCCCAUCAUCUCCCAACUCUUCUGAGACAGAAGGCCAGUGCUUGGCUCACAACGGGGCCGUUUCAUCAGAGUUCUUGCACCAUGGUGGAGGUGGCAGAAUCCUGCUCCUUGUCUGUAAUGUGGCUGGGGCAGGGCAACAGGCUGUGAGGUUUGGUCCUCCACUACUGAUGCGAGAAGAUAGAGCCAUGUCAUGGGAUCAGCUGCAGCAGUGCAUCCUGGGCAAAAUUCGCUAUCUUAUGAGAAGGGAGGCCCAAGUGCAGGCUACUGGGAGGCUGUUCCAGGUGCGAGUGGCUGGAGGCUCUGCACUUUGCAGCUACCUCUCUCCUCAGGACAGCUGGCCUCUCUACCAUCCAGCGGUGGACAGAGCACUCAAGUUUGGUGGUCCUGGUGGUCCUGCUCAUGUGAAGCUGGUGAUCGAGUGGGAUGUGAACACCAAAGAAUGCUUGUUUGGCAGCAUCCAGGAAGAAGUGGUUGAGGAUGCAGAAAGUGUGAGGCUGAAGCAGCAGCUCCACCAACAGCAGCAUAGCUGUACCCUGGACGAAUGCUUCCAGCUCUACACCAAGGAGGAGCAGCUGGCCCCUGAUGAUGCCUGGCGCUGUCCCCACUGCCAGGUGCUUCAACAGGGCAUGGUAAAGCUCAGCCUAUGGACACUGCCUGAUAUCCUCAUCAUUCACCUGAAGCGUUUCCGGCAGGUGGGCGAGGAGCGCCACAAGCUGUCCACACUGGUGCACUUCCCCUUGCGUGGGCUCGACAUGGCUCCCCAUGUGGCUAAGCGCAGCCGCGGCAGCAAGUGGGGCCCCUGGAAACACCCCACACUGGAAAAUGGCCAUUGUAACUUCCUCUAUGACCUGUAUGCUGUCUGCAAUCAUCAUGGCAGCAUGCAGGGUGGACAUUAUACAGCCUACUGCCGCAACACCUUGGAUGGUCACUGGUACAGCUAUGAUGACAGCACUGUGGAACCAGUCUUGGAGGAUGAAGUCAGCACGCGCGGAGCCUACAUCCUCUUCUACCAGCGGCACAGUGUAGUUCCAAGCUGGUCUGGUGGAAGCUCUGUUAGAGGUUCCACCAGUUCCUCCGUCUCUGAGCACUGGCUGGCACGGCUCAGUGGAAGCAACAAGCGAGAGAGCCUGGUGUCCCGGAGCUCUGCUACAUGCCCAUCUCUGACAAAAAUGCCUGACUCACCUACCCCCACCAAUGCCAGCACCGGCCAGGAGAAAGGUGGCUUUGAGUCACGACCCCUGGUGCGCGGUGUGCAAGGCAGAAGCAUCAGCCUGAAAGCUUCCCCCAGUAAGGCCAAACUGGGAGUCCCCAAGCAAAUGCCCUUGCGUUGGUCCUUCAUAUCCAAAGAGUGGCCAGCAGAGCCUUCUGGGGAGCUCGUUGAAUACCUGGAGUCUGGUCGCAGACCUCGGUUCACAAAUGAGUCCAUUGUCCCUCUCAUGACCAAGGACGGGGAGGAGAAUGGGCCUUCACUCACCAAAGCCAAAGCCAAUCCGCUCACGGGCAAGGGCACCACUGAGAGCACCAGCAUGGAAAACACAAGCACCCUGAAAAGAGCAGGGAAGCCAAAGGAGGAUGUAGGCGAGCAGCCACGGACACCCAAGAAAUUGGUGCUCUCUCUCAGUGCGGUACCUCCAAUAAAAGAUGAGGAGCCCAAGUACAAAGUAAACAUCAAUGGGACCUUGCGCACUGGGACAAAUGUGCCCCCACCCAGCUAUCAACCCAAGAGCAGGGGAAUCCAAGACCAAAAGGUCAGGCACUGUGUUGGAGAGAGGGAGCCUGAGGGUGAGAGGCAGCCAGAGGGGAAGCUGGCUGUCUUCAGAGCUGGCUUCCUGCGGAGGGACCCCAAGCGGCACAGUGAGUCGGACAGGCAUGGUGCCAUGCUGCCAGCCAUGGCAUCUUCCCGAGUGUUUCUCUCCAAUGGUACAUUGAGUUCCAUUAAUGGGAGCAGGGCAAGCAGCUGUGCCCUGGGUCGCAGCUCCACAGAGGGGCUGCCCAAUGGGCGGAUCUGCCGUUCUGAGUUGGACAUCAAACAUGCUCAGAGCUCCUGCAGCAGCAAGGGAAGGAGUGACUGGUUGCUGAGCAGGUCAUCCACCCUCUGCAAGGCAAAUAACAGUGUCUCCUUGCAGAAUUACACACCACCACUAGCUCUAGAGGGGGUUUCUUGUGGCACCUUCCAGCGGGCAAGAUAUCACACGGCGUCCCUGGGCAGGAGAAUAGCUGUACCCGAAUCCAGCUUCUGAGCUAGCCUAUGGUUCCAUCUGCAGAUACUGAAAGAGUGCCACCUCUGGGUGCUUGGAAGGUCUCGAGGCCUUUGGAUAAGAUCUGCUGACUGCUGGAAAGUUUGGCUGGUGCUUGUUUCGCAAGGGGUUCUCACUCAACCAGCAGUCACCAAACUCACAGGGUGCUGAGUGACAUCAUUGUGUUGAUGGGAAUGAAGAUGCCAGAGAGGGCUUGUGGACCAUGGGCUUAGAAUGGGAGGGGGGAGAGAGGGGGGGGGAGAGAUCAGGUGGGAGAGUCUUAGAGUGAAAAGUAUUUAUUCUGUACGGAGAGAUAGUUUUACUGAUGCUGGAAAGAGGAUGUGCUGUGUUGUGACAGCAGUUAUUUUGCUACCAGGUAAUGGGGAGGGAAAGAAUAGGGGAAGAAUCUAAACAAUGCCCUAUGCAAUAAUCCCAGCUUUUCUAUUUUCUGCAGAUCUUUGGGUUUUACAGAUCUAUUUGUUAUUAAAAAUGUCUCAAAUGAGUGGCGAGCCUCAAUGGUUUGGGGAAUCUGCAAUGGA